This is a messenger RNA of Ipomoea triloba (trilobed morning glory), 1446 nucleotides long. RefSeq lists its product as uncharacterized. The record is from RefSeq and is a predicted model, not a curated record. NCBI's taxonomy places the organism in Eukaryota, Viridiplantae, Streptophyta, Magnoliopsida, Solanales, Convolvulaceae. Gene Ontology annotation, molecular function: zinc ion binding; nucleic acid binding. The transcript has a single exon. Bases 1 to 1446 code for a protein of 481 amino acids.
AUGCUCGCAAAUUGCACCGAGGAAGAUCCAGCCGAUACUGAGGCUGAGGAGCUUUCUGAUGAUGAGGAUGACGAUCCUACAUGUCCGACUAUCCGUUAUUCUGCUAAGGAAAAGGAGCAGAUCCAGGAGCCUUGGAGGCAGUCCCUAAUCGUAACGGUGAUGGGGCGUCGGGUGGGGUAUGCUUAUCUUUUACGGCGUCUGACUUCGAUGUGGAGGCCCAAAGGCCGCAUGGACUUAAUUGCUUUAGAUAACGACUACUUUCUGGUCAAAUUUGGUUUCAUUGAGGAUUUGGAGUUUGCGAAGUACGAAGGUCCGUGGAUGGUUCUGGAUCACUAUUUGAUAGUGAAGGAUUGGGUGCCGAAUUUCGAUCCGAUUGCGGACACUACGGAAAAGGUUCUUGUUUGGGUUCGUUUCCCUAGCAUCCCGGUGGAAUACUAUAACUAUUUGAGUUUGCGAAGGAUUGGGAACAAGCUUGGUCGGACUGUUAGGGUAGAUCACACGACAAGUCUGGUUUCGAGAGGGAAGUUUGCGCGGGUUUGUGUUGAACUCGACAUUACCAAACCUUUAGUCUCCACUUUCACUAUGGAGGAGAAGGUUUGGAAGGUGGCAUAUGAGGGCAUCCACUUGGUCUGCUUCUCGUGUGGGCUAUACGGCCAUAGGCAAGAGUCAUGCCCGACUUCGCCGAUCGAGGCUACUGUGGUCGUUUCUACAGAUCAGAACGCGGAUCCUGGUCAGGCGGUAGCUAAUGCUGAUCCUACUGCUCAAGUUGCAGGGGUUCAACAAGGACAUCAAACGUCUACUCGUGCGAAGCCUUACGGUCCGUGGAUGAUCGCUCCAAGGCGGGAUCGGAGACCUACUGGGCGACCAGCGGGGCCGGGGAAAACUGUGGCAAUAGAGGGUUUACCCGGGAAUGUUAGUGCUGCCGGCCCAAGGGCUAAUACUUCAGGUUCAAGGUUCGCGCCACUGGAAGAUGAUCCAACCUCUGAGAACCAUUCAGCCCUUGAGGAUAGUAGAGAACCAGUUCAUCAACGUGAGACGCAGCCUGCUCAGCAGACUGCUGCGACAACCACUAGGAAUCAGCGAACACGACGGGCCAAUGUGGUGGUGAACGAGAGACAGAUUAUUAACGAACCGGCUGAAGGCCGACUAGUGUCAGUCCUGGAGAAAGAAGAAUCCUCUCGCGCCAAUCAAUCUGCGUCCAGGCCGCGUCGUGCCGCUGAGGAGGACGAGCAUGUGGUCAUUUGCGGCGAGCAGGGAGGGCAAGUCAUAAAUGAAACCAGAGUGGUCACGGGUGACGCCAUUGCGGUUGCACCUAACGUGAACUCCAACCCCAUGUCGGAGCACCAUGCGGACCCUCCAAAUGCUUGGGAUGAGGAAGGGGAUGCGGUGAUGGAGAUUGAGAAUCCAAACGAGCUUGAUCAGGCGGAGGGGGGCGUUGAUGCUUGA